Talaromyces rugulosus is the source of this 297-nucleotide messenger RNA. RefSeq lists its product as uncharacterized. The coding region runs from base 1 to 297 and encodes 98 amino acids. Lineage: Eukaryota; Fungi; Ascomycota; Eurotiomycetes; Eurotiales; Trichocomaceae. The record is from RefSeq and is a predicted model, not a curated record. Gene Ontology annotation, biological process: mRNA splicing, via spliceosome. The transcript is spliced from 3 exons. Gene Ontology annotation, cellular component: U4/U6 x U5 tri-snRNP complex; P-body; U6 snRNP. Gene Ontology annotation, molecular function: RNA binding.
AUGUUGUUCUUCAGCUUCUUCAAAACCCUCACAAACCACGUCGUCACAGUCGAGCUCAAAAACGAUAUUCGUAUCCGCGGCACGCUGAAAUCGGUCGAUCAAUACCUCAACAUCAAGCUUGACGAUGUGGACGUACUUGAUCUGGACAAAUACCCGCAUUUGUCGUCGGUGAAGAAUAUGUUUAUCCGUGGCAGUGUGGUCAGAUAUGUCGUUUUGCCACAGGCAGAAGUGGACCGGGGUUUGUUGGAGGAUGCUACAAGGAGAGAGGCCGCAAACCAAGCUAGCAAAGCUCGAUGA